UUGCACCACGCCUCUCUUCUCUCUCCCUCUCUUUCUCAUAGAUAUAUACACACACCUUGAAAAGAAGAGAAUAGAAAAGAAGAGAAUGGGGAGAGGGAGAGUGGAAUUGAAGAGAAUUGAGAACAAGAUAAACAGACAGGUGACAUUUUCAAAGAGAAGAAAUGGGCUUCUCAAGAAAGCUUAUGAGCUUUCUGUGCUUUGUGAAGCUGAGGUUGCCCUCAUUAUCUUCUCCAGCAGAGGCAAGCUCUAUGAGUUUGCUACUACUAGCACGACCGAGACCCUUGAACGUUACCAUCGUUGCUCUUUAAAUCAUCAAGAAAAUAGUGGGGAAGGAGAAACACAGAGUUGGUACCAGGAAUUUUCAAAAUUGAAGGCCAAGUAUGAAUCUCUUCAAAGAACUCAAAGGCAUCUGCUCGGUGAAAAUCUGGGAACAUUGAGCCCCAAGGAGUUGCAAAAUCUUGAAAAACAACUUGAAGGAGCUCUUGUCCAAGCCAGGCAAAGGAAGAAACAUAUUUUGAUGGAAGAAAUGUUGGAGUUAGGCAGAAAGGAAAGGCAACUAGGAGACAUGAACAAGCAGCUCAAGAUUAGAGUGUCACUUGAAAUGUCCUCGGUAGAGGCAGAAGACCAACAACGUACGGGAGCCCUUUCGCUGCCAUGGAACGAAGGUGGCGCCGCCGCCGCCACAUCAGCUGGAACCAGUGGCUUUCCCCUCCUUGCAACACCUCCGGAAGUUGAACCAGAACCUAUUUUACAGAUAGGGUAUAAUCACUACAAUGUUGGAGAAGGUUCAUCUGCUGCUGUGGACACUAAUUUCAUCCAAGGAUGGACUCUUUGAAUUUCUUCCAAACUACUCCUAUCUCCAUUUCCAUAUAAUGUUUAGUUGUUACAUUACUUUUAUGUGCUUGUGUUUUUGUCAUGCAAUUAAUAUUAUAUAUAUAUAGCGAGAGAAAGAUAGAUGUUUAUGAAUCUAAGUGAGAUUGGGAGAUAUAAUGUGAUUAAGUUCGGGUUUGUACUUGUUUCAAUAACCUUUUCGUUAUGUGAGUAAUUAUUGCUAA
Salvia hispanica is the source of this 1055-nucleotide messenger RNA. RefSeq names its product AGAMOUS-like 6 (gene AGL6). Lineage: Eukaryota; Viridiplantae; Streptophyta; Magnoliopsida; Lamiales; Lamiaceae. Gene Ontology annotation, cellular component: nucleus. The record is from RefSeq and is a predicted model, not a curated record. Gene Ontology annotation, biological process: positive regulation of transcription by RNA polymerase II. Gene Ontology annotation, molecular function: RNA polymerase II transcription regulatory region sequence-specific DNA binding; DNA-binding transcription factor activity; protein dimerization activity.